Periophthalmus magnuspinnatus is the source of this 1632-nucleotide messenger RNA. It is a transcript of the gene cln8, whose product is annotated as CLN8 transmembrane ER and ERGIC protein. Gene Ontology annotation, biological process: lipid homeostasis. The coding region runs from base 290 to 1147 and encodes 285 amino acids. Gene Ontology annotation, cellular component: endoplasmic reticulum; membrane. The transcript has 3 exons. The record is from RefSeq and is a predicted model, not a curated record. NCBI's taxonomy places the organism in Eukaryota, Metazoa, Chordata, Actinopteri, Gobiiformes, Gobiidae.
CGUAUGAUUUGAGUACUACAGAACAUGCCAAACCGCGUUCUCUUGACAGGUCUAACAAAAUACUCUUUUGUGGUGAGUAUCAUCUUUUUAAUAGUUGCGGCUUAAAACUGUUGUUAGUCCAUGCAGACAUUUGCAUAAGUGCAGUCGCACGCAUAAACAGACACACAUCGAGUCUGUUGUGGCGACACUAAGGGGUCUAUGCAAGAAGUGUAUACAAAACUCUACUAGACAAGUCCUGUUUUUUCCUGUGUAAUCCCUCAGUCAUUCAGUCGUCCUCCUCACAGACAUCAUGGACUCGGGGCAGCAGACUAGACUGGGUGCACACCAAAUCCUCCACCACCCUAGUGCUGAAUACUUCUCUUGGGAGGACCGUCUCCAGCUCAUUGGGGCGGGCUUUGGAUUCUACACCGCAGUGUUUCUCCUCAGCCAUAUCCUCUCACUGGGACUGUCCCAUACCUAUAACUCUUUGCUGGCCAAGGAAAAGGUGUUUUGGAACCUGGCUGUUACGCGGGGCGUGUUUGGCCUACAGAGUAUUGUAGCAGGACUGAGAACCCUGACUGAGAACUCCAUGUUAUCCAAGGACAGAGUGAGUGGCCAAGAGGACUGGUCAUGGUUCCACGUACUUACGGCUACAGGGUUUUUUAUCUUUGAAAAUUUAGCCCUUCACACUUCUAGCCUGGUAUUCUGGUCAUUUGACAUGCCACUGGCCACGCAUCAUUUCUUUGCCCUAACAGGGUAUGCGGGGGCAGUGGUGUGGCAUUCAACUGGACACUUCCUGCCGAUGCUGACUCUACUGAUGGAGAUGAGCACCCCGUUUACCUGCAUAUCAUGGAUACUACUCAAGAGUGGUUAUGCCCACACCUUUUUUUGGAAAGCCAACCAGUGGGUGAUGAUCCACAUGUUUCACUGCCGCAUGGUGCUUAGUUACUACAUUGGGUACUUCAGCUGUACGCACUGGAGUGAAAUCAAUGAACACGUGUCCCUGCCACAGCGCCUGCUCUUCUUUCCUGGUUUAGUCCUGCUCACAUUUGUGCUGAAUCCCAUCUGGACACACAAGAAAACCAUGCAGCUUCUUAACCCUGUUGACUGGAACUUUGGGAACAAACCAGUGCCUGUAAAUGGCCCGAAGAAGGGUAAAUUUCACUAAUUCUAAAUGGUCUAAAUUACAUCCAUUACAAAGUGUUAACCAUUACUGAGUCACGCAAACAAAAAGUAUUUAAAAUGCAAUUGUCCCUAAAAAGUGACUUUCUGAUUGAAUAACCACAUUGUACUUACGAUUCUGAUUUUGCAGGUUUACAUAAUUUCAAUUGUAUUUUUGAUCAUGCUGUCUUUACACAUGAUCUAAAACUGAAUGGUGUACUGAUGUCUAGUAAAUAAUGGUCUUUUUAUCAAUUGAAUUAUUUUAAGUUUUACAUGCAAAUGAAGGGGUGUCUUUUAAUCUCACACAGGCAUGCAGCAUUUUCUUUUAUUAUUAUAAUUUUUAACAGAUUAAGAGGUUCCAAGAUUUCAACUUUUUGUUUUGCUGUUUAAAUUAUUAUAGAAUGUGUCUUCUCAUAAUAUUCUAUUGCACUGUAUUUGAGUGGAUUUUAUGAUGUUUGGCAGAAUAUAACUUAAUAAAUUCAUCUACAGUUU